Triticum turgidum subsp. durum (durum wheat) is the source of this 1122-nucleotide messenger RNA. The record is from the annotation of a GenBank genome assembly. Lineage: Eukaryota; Viridiplantae; Streptophyta; Magnoliopsida; Poales; Poaceae.
AUGGCGGGGGCGCGGAGGUGGUUCGACGCGACGCCCAUGGGCAUGCGGACCGUCGUCACGUGGACCGUGCUCGUGCACGGCUAUGUGGCCGCCGGGGACAUGGAGACCGCGAGGGAGCUGUUCUACGCCAUGCCCGCGAGGAACGUGUUCGUGUGGUCGUCGAUGGUCACGGGGUACUUCAAGGCCGGCGAUGCCGACGAGGCGCGGGCGAUGUUCGACAGGGUUCCGGUGCGGAACCUGGUGAGCUGGAACGCGCUGAUUGCCGGGUACGCGCAAAUCGGGCGCUCCGAGGAGGCGUUGCAUGCCUUUCACUCGAUGUUGGAGGACAGGGUCAAGCCGGACGAGUUCACCAUGGCCAGCGUGCUGUCUGCCUGCGCGCAGCUCGGGUCGCUAAAGCAAGGGAGGAAGGUUCAUGAGUUCAUGGAGCGGACGCGUAUACGGAAGAACCACUUCGUUUUGAAUGGCCUGGUUGAUAUGUACGCCAAGUGCGGCGACCUCGAGUACGCCCGCAAGGUGUUCGACAGCAUCCAACGGAGGAAUACCGAAUGCUGGAACUCGAUGAUCUCCGCGCUCGCAAGCCAUGGACGGAGCGAAGAGGCGAUACAGCUGUUUUCCCAGAUGGAGUGCUCGGAGCAGAAGCCCAAUGGGGUCACACUCCUCGCCGUGCUUGGAGCUUGUACCCACGGAGGGUUUGUGGAAGAAGGCCUAAGGGUUUUCAACAGUUUCGGCGCGUAUGGAGUCGCUGCCGGAGUGGAGCAUUACGGUUGCCUGGUCGAUCUCCUGGGCCGUGCAGGAAGACUCGAGGAAGCUCAUGCGAUUGUCAAGAGCAUGGCGAUGGAGCCUAACGAGGUCAUCUGGGGCGCUCUUCUCGGAGCUUGCAGGGUGCAUGACAAUGCAGAGAUGUCUGAACGGGUGUCAGAUGAGAUCAACCAGUUGCGCUCUGAUGGUGCAUCAACUAAUGACGCGGAGUACAUCAUGCUGUCAAAUAUCUUGGCCGCGUCCGAGAGGUGGGAGCAGGCAGAGCGCGUCAGGAGAAAGAUGGCGAACCAUGGGGUUGAGAAGACUCCCGGGUGCAGUUCAGUUGAGCUUGACAUUCCUGAACACAAAGUGCGUUGCAGAUAG